Entrophospora sp. SA101 is the source of this 341-nucleotide messenger RNA. The record is from the annotation of a GenBank genome assembly. NCBI's taxonomy places the organism in Eukaryota, Fungi, Glomeromycota, Glomeromycetes, Entrophosporales, Entrophosporaceae.
ACUGCGGAGAUAUAAACGCGGCUGAUGACCCUAAUCCAGGAAUGGUAAGUGCUAAUCCUAAUUUUGACCCACAACUUAUUUUGAAAGAUUUUUAUGACAAUUUGGCUCCGAUAGUUAACUUUAACCCUGCUUUAACUGCCUCUUAUCAAGGAAAAGGCUUAACCGGUCAGCAAGCCGCGGCUGCUUAUGGUUCUCAGCCUAGUCUCCCCGACCCCGAAAGAAUUGACGCUGGUAAAAUUAAUAACUUGGGAAUUGCGAACAUUGACGGACAAGACUACGACUUAAAAACGCUGGACGGCUUAACCAACGCCCGAGCGGCUCAACGAAGAUUGAAAAAUUGA